CGUCGGAGGUCCGCAACACCUACUGCGCCAAGUCCAAACAAACAGGACUGUGAUUGCACCAGCACGGACUCUGAAAAAGAUGUUCUCCCCGAAAGCCAAAAGAACUCUAAAAGGAGUAAAAUAUCAACUGUUUGGAAGUAUUUUAAGAGGUCCGACGACAAAAAACUUGCCAAAUGCCUUGACUGUGGCAAGGAAUAUAAAACAAGCGGCAAUACAUCAAACUUGCGCGACCAUAUAAAAAGGUUUCAUCCCAGCUUGGAACUGGCUUCCUUGUUCAAAAGAGCUGUCCUGUACGAGUCGAAUUCUAAGCGAAAGACCGACAUCGACAAUGCAUUGACAGAAAUGGUCGCUAAAGAUGUACAGCCAUACAACAUUGUGGAAAACGAAGGUUUUAUCAAAUACAGUCAGGUAUUGGAUCCUCGUUAUAAAUUGCCAAGCAAGACAUACUUGCGUGAUGUGCUUAUGUCCAAUCUGUACAAGGAAACCUCUGCCAAAUUGUCAUUGAUAUUUCAAGAAGUGACGGAUGUAUCAAUAACUUGUGAUUUGUGGACAUCGAGUGCCAAUGACAGUUUUUUGACGGUGACGAGUCAUUUUGUUCAUAACUAUGAACUAAAAACAGCAUCCUUGGCUACAAAAAAACUGUUAAAUGUAACAAAUCACUGUUCGCAAAACAUUGCAGAUACUUUGCGAAAUAUUCUAAUUGAUUGGAACAUUUUUAAUAAGACCGUGUGCAUUGUAACUGAUAAUGCCAGCUCCAUGCUUAAAGCAUGUGCAAUAUUGCAAAUUCAAAAUCUGCCAUGCUUUGCGCACACAAUCAACUUAGUUGUGCAAGAUGCAUUAAGAGUUGAUGACGCAGUCAUAAAAAAUUUAUUUACCAAGUGCAAAUCAAUAGUUAGAUUUUUCAAACAAAGCCCGAUUGCUAAUGAAAAAUUUAAAUUAGCACAAGAAGGUACGAUUUAUACUUUGCUGCAAGAAGUACCAACAAGAUGGAACAGUUUCUUUUUCAUGAUUGAGAGAAUUUUAAAAACAAAUGAUGCCAUUGCCAAAGUCCUAUUAGGAACCACAAAUGCACCUCAGCCAUUUACGGCUGACGAAAUACUUGUGUUAAAAGAUAUGGAAAAAAUAUUGUCUUUCUUCCAGCAAGCAAGUGAAAAAGUUUCUGGUGGAAAAUAUGUAACCAUAUCUCUGAUUAUACCCAUGGCAUAUGGGCUUCUGCGGAAAAUCGAAAAAUUCUUGCCAGAAACUAUGCAAGGAAAAACAAUCCAAAAUAUAUUAAUGGAAUCAAUAAAGAAACGACUCUCAAUUUAUGAACAAAGAAAUGUAUGUAUGAUGGCAACAUUAUUGGACCCACGUUUUAAAAAAAAUGGUUUUCAAGACGCUUCAAACGCUGAACAAGCAUCAACCUUUUUUGAAAACGAACUGGCCCAUUCGUCAAUCGAAGAGUCCAGAAAGGAUCUGACCAUCGCAGCGGACACAAGUACCCAGGACACAUUUUUUGAUUUUUUGGGUGAACGAUCAGAUAGCAAAAUCGGAAACGCACGAGUGGAUGCUAUACUUAUUAAAAGGCAAUAUCUGGAGAGGGCAAUUGUCAGUCACGAUGUGGACCCACUGUUAUGGAUUAAGGUUAAUCAAACUGAUCUUCCCUGCAUAAAGGGCCUCUUUUGCAAAUACCUUUGCAUUCCCGCAACAUCCGUAGAAUCGGAAAGAGCUUUUAGCAAGGCAGGGCAAAUUGUUUCCGAGAGACGCACCCGGCUCAAAGAGAAAAACAUUAACAUCCUGUUAUUUUUGAAUCAAAACUUUUGGUUAAAAUAAACCAUUUUUCUUAAAAACUUAAAAAAAAAA
Messenger RNA from Drosophila gunungcola (fruit fly), 1842 nucleotides. RefSeq names its product zinc finger BED domain-containing protein 4-like. The transcript is spliced from 2 exons. Bases 343 to 1812 code for a protein of 489 amino acids. NCBI's taxonomy places the organism in Eukaryota, Metazoa, Arthropoda, Insecta, Diptera, Drosophilidae. The record is from RefSeq and is a predicted model, not a curated record. Gene Ontology annotation, molecular function: protein dimerization activity.